UGCGCACGCCCGUCCAGCAUCACUUUUGUCCAGCCUCUGAUCUCGACUGAAAUAAAUACUAGCUCCUUUGAACAGGUCUGUCCGAUCCAUUGAAAUUGCGGCGUGAGUGGGGAGAGACCUCUUCAUCUACUCUUAAUAUACAGCGCUUCUAAACCAAACAACAUGACCCACCAGUUUCCAUCCCUCUCUCCAGAGCAGAAGCAGAUGCUUGCCACAAUUGCCCAAUGCAUUGUAGCUCCUGGAAAAGGCAUCCUAGCUGCAGAUGAGUCCACAGGGACAAUGGGGAAGCGUCUUCAGAAGAUCAAUGUGGAGAACCAUGAAGAGAACCGCCGUAGCUUCCGUGACCUCCUCUUCUCUGUCGACACUUCUAUCUCUGAAAGUGUGGGGGGUGUCAUAUUUUUCCAUGAAACACUGUACCAGAAAUCAGACAAAGGGGUUCUGUUUCCACAAGUUGUUAAGGAUAAGGGCAUUGUAGUUGGUAUCAAGGUGGACAAAGGCACAGCAGGACUGAAUGGUACAGAUGGAGAGACAACCACACAGGGAUUAGAUGGUCUGUCUGAACGCUGUGCCCAGUAUAAAAAGGAUGGAUGUGAUUUUGCCAAGUGGCGCUGUGUACUUAAGAUCUCCGACAACUGCCCUUCUGCUCUAGCAAUUGCUGAAAAUGCUAACGUUCUUGCCAGAUAUGCCAGCAUUUGCCAACAGAAUGGCCUGGUGCCUAUCGUGGAGCCUGAGAUCCUCCCAGACGGGGAUCAUGAUCUGAAACGAUGCCAGUACGUUACUGAGAAGGUCCUGGCGGCUGUAUACAAGGCUCUCACUGACCACCAUGUGUAUCUGGAGGGCACUCUGCUCAAACCAAACAUGGUCACUGCUGGACACUCCUGCACCAAGAAGUACACGCCACAGGAGGUUGCCAUGGCAACAGUUACUGCUCUCAGACGCACUGUGCCAGCUGCUGUACCAGGCAUCUGCUUCCUCUCUGGUGGCCAGAGUGAGGAAGAAGCCUCUCUGAAUCUGAACGCCAUUAACCAGACUCCCCUGCACAAACCCUGGAAGCUGACCUUCUCUUAUGGUCGUGCUCUCCAGGCCUCAGCUCUUGCUGCAUGGAAGGGACAGGCAGCAAAUAAGAAGGCUGCACAGGACGCAUUUGUCUCACGCGCCAAGAUCAAUGGUCUAGCAUCGAAAGGUGAAUACAAACCCUCAGGCCAGACUGAUAAAACAUCCACACAGUCCCUUUUUACCGCAAGCUAUGUCUACUAAACUACCCAUCAUAUCACUGAAUUGGUUUUGACAAUGCAGAUUGACAAUUUAUAGACAAAGAUACUAAAUCUAUUCAUGAUGACCUUACAUUACGUUGAAGUGUACACUUGUUUAUUAUACAAAUGUAUUUUUAGACAUGACCAAAAUUGUCAAUCAUCGUGACUCGACUGGAUUUAAAUAACACCGGAGUGGUAUCUUUCUUUAUUCAUGGGGUGAGGGCUUUCAUAUUGGAAUAAAUGAUAAAAAGUUA
Messenger RNA from Xyrauchen texanus (razorback sucker), 1507 nucleotides. RefSeq names its product fructose-bisphosphate aldolase B-like. Gene Ontology annotation, molecular function: fructose-bisphosphate aldolase activity; fructose-1-phosphate aldolase activity. Gene Ontology annotation, biological process: fructose 1,6-bisphosphate metabolic process; glycolytic process. Gene Ontology annotation, cellular component: cytosol. NCBI's taxonomy places the organism in Eukaryota, Metazoa, Chordata, Actinopteri, Cypriniformes, Catostomidae. The transcript is spliced from 9 exons. Bases 163 to 1257 code for a protein of 364 amino acids. The record is from RefSeq and is a predicted model, not a curated record.